This is a messenger RNA of Oldenlandia corymbosa var. corymbosa, 750 nucleotides long. Lineage: Eukaryota; Viridiplantae; Streptophyta; Magnoliopsida; Gentianales; Rubiaceae. The record is from the annotation of a GenBank genome assembly.
AUGGCAAGAGAAUUUAAUGCUCCUCCGGUGAUAUUCCCCUCCGGCGGAAAUCCUGGUGCAGGAAUGGGUCCCGGCGCUACGCAACGUCGUGCAACGGCGCCGUUUCCGUCGAAAACGACAAAUCCCAUCCCCUUCAUGGCAUUCGAUGUGUCAAACGCUCCCGCUUCCACAUCUUUCCCCCCUACGCAGUUCGCCCCGGGCACAAUCGGCGGUGGAGGGACCGGAUUCGAAGACGAACCGCCGCUCCUCGAAGAACUCGGCAUCAACACCAAGCAAAUUUAUCAAAAGACUGUCUCCAUCCUUAACCCUUUCCGCAUAAAAUCUGAUCUUCACAACAACGCGGAUCUAUCCGGUCCUUUUCUGUUCCUUAUGGCCUUCGGUUUGUUUCAAUUGCUUGCCGGGAAGCUCCAUUUUGGGAUCAUUUUGGGUUGGGUUACAGUCGCUUCUCUGUUUAUUUACGUGGUCUUCAAUAUGCUCGCGGGGCGGAAUGGGAACCUGGAUUUGUACAGGUGUCUAAGCCUGAUUGGGUAUUGUAUGUUGCCGAUUGUGAUGUUGUCGGCGGUAGCACUGUUCGUGCCCCAAGGUGGGAUGGUAAUUAUGUUGAUGUCAGGGGUUUUUGUGAUAUGGUCCACUAGGGUUUGCACUAGGCUGUUGGUUGAGCUGGCUUCUUAUGGAGAUGAGCACCGUGGAUUGAUUGCUUACGCAUGUUUCUUGAUUUAUUCUCUCUUCUCUCUGUUGGUGAUGUUUUGA